AGUGAGAGAGCAAGAGAGAGAGAGAGAGAGAGAGAGAGAUGGCAGAAAGCUAGGGAAAGAGCUAUCAAACGAGGUGAAGCAGGGGCCUGGCCGGGCAAAUAAGGACCCUGCAAACUUUGCAUCGGAAGAAAUAACACAGUACGGAGCAGAGGACGAAUUUUAUGGCGGAGAGAUACAUUGGAUGAGCGCUAGAGUGCCCGGUGCGUCCUCCGUGCUCCCGUGACGACGGUCGCCGUGCGCGCGCUGCCACCAUGUCUCAGCUGCUCCAUGUGGAGAUCCCCAACUUCGGCAGCACGGUGCUGGGCUCGCUCAACGAGCAGCGGCUGCUGGGGCAGUACUGCGACGUGUCCAUCAUGGUCAAGGGCCAGGCCUUCAAGGCCCACCGCGCCGUGCUGGCCGCCAGUAGCCUCUACUUCCGCGACCUGUUCAGCGGCAGCUCCAAGACGCAGUUCGAGCUACCCUCGUCCGUCACACCCUCGUGUUUCCAGCAGAUCCUGUCCUUCUGCUACACGGGCAAGCUGACCAUGGCGGCCAGCGAGCAGCUGGUGGUCAUGUACACGGCCGGCUACCUGCAGAUCCAGCACAUCGUGGAGCGCGGCAUGGACCUGAUGUUCAAGGCCAACUCGCCGCACUGCGACUCGCAGACGGCCGCCAUCGAGGAGCCCGGCUCCGAGCCGCAGAGUCCGAGCAACAACAACGCCGCCAUGGCCUCUGCGGCGGCCGCCGCCUCUCUGCUGGCCUUCCCGGGCUGGUCGCCGGCGCUGCCCCCGCCCGCGCGACGCAUCAAGCUGGAGGGGGGGGGAGAGGGCGCCCCCCUCAACCUCCAGACGCUCGGCGGGCAGAGCAGGCGCAGCGGCGUGUCUGGGGAGGCCGGCGGGGGGGGGUCAGGCGGCGGCAGCCGGGGGUCAGGAGGGGGGGGUGCCCUGCGGGGCAGCUCGCUCUUCUACGCGGCCGGAGGGGGCACCCCCAUCUUCCCUGGGGUGCAGGGGUACCCGUUGGUGCCUGGCGAGCGCACCAGUCCCGGCGCGUCCAGCUUGCCCACCACCGACAGCCCCACAUCCUACCAGAACGAGGACGAGGAGUUCGAGGAGGAGCCGUACGAUGGCAUCACGGAGGAGGCCUACAGCCAGCUCUACGGCCGAUCGGCCAACCCCUACGGAAUGCAGGAUAAGCCUGAGAUGGCGGCCAUGCCCAUCUCGCUGGAGAGCCGCAACUGCGUCCUGCUGCGCAGGGACCUGGUGGCACUGCCCGCCAGCCUCAUCAGUCAGAUCGGGUACCGGUGCCACCCCAAGCUCUACACGGAGGGAGACCCGGGAGAGAAGCUGGAGCUGGUGGCAGGUUCUGGGGUGUUUAUGACGCGUGGGCAGCUGAUGAACUGCCACCUGUGCGCUGGCAUCAAACACAAGGUGCUGCUGCGUCGACUGCUCGCCACCUUCUUCGACAGGAACACCCUGGCCAACAGCUGUGGGACGGGAAUCCGUUCGUCCACCAGCGAUCCCAGCCGGAAGCCCCUGGACAGUCGAGUGCUCAACGCUGUCAAACUGUACUGUCAGAACUUCGCCCCCAACUUCAAGGAGAGUGAGAUGAACGUGAUCGCGGCGGACAUGUGCACUAACGCGCGGCGCGUGCGGAAGCGCUGGCUGCCCAAGAUCAAGUCCAUGCUGCCCGACGGAAUGGAGGUGUACCGCAGUGGCGGUGGUGUGGCCGUCGCCGCGGCAACGGGACUGGCCCUGGGGCCGUCGUCGGUCGUGGGCGGCUUGUCACUGCCGUUCGAGGCCGAGCUGAAGGCUCUGUACGAGGGACGCAAGGACCUGAGGACUCACCUCCAGCUGGACGGGGGCAGCCCGGGCCCUAGCCCCCCCGCGGAGGCCCCUGAGGGGGAGCAGGUGGUCGGGGGGGUCCAUGGGGUCGGAGAGGAGGAGGUGGAGGAGGAGGACCAGGAGCAGCACCAGGCAGGAGAGGAGGUGGACGGGGCACUGGGGUCCAUGCCAAUGCCGCUCAUUCCAGGCGGAGAGGGGACGAGCGCCUUGCAAGAUGGACAGAGCAGCGCAGAGUUACCCGAAGGGUUGAGGAUUAACGGGCAGUAACGUUAGCCCUCGCUCAUCUUCCUCUCAUCCUCCUCUUCCUCCUCCUCUUUCUCCUCCUCUUCCUCCUCUCCGUUCGGCUUCUCCCUCUUUUUCUCCUGCGUCAAGCCACCGCUGCUCUCCAAAGGAACCUCCCCGCGCCAGAAACACACACACACACACACAGAACAAA
Alosa alosa (allis shad) is the source of this 2256-nucleotide messenger RNA. Its product is annotated as nucleus accumbens-associated protein 2. Bases 252 to 2087 code for a protein of 611 amino acids. The record is from RefSeq and is a predicted model, not a curated record. NCBI's taxonomy places the organism in Eukaryota, Metazoa, Chordata, Actinopteri, Clupeiformes, Clupeidae. The transcript has 6 exons. Gene Ontology annotation, molecular function: DNA-binding transcription factor activity, RNA polymerase II-specific; protein binding; RNA polymerase II cis-regulatory region sequence-specific DNA binding. Gene Ontology annotation, biological process: regulation of transcription by RNA polymerase II.